CCGGGGGGGCCGGGGGCUCAGCGCCGGGAGCCCCGCUGCAGAUGUAACCCUGGGAGAGGUGCCAGAGCACCCCAUGCUGCGCCGCUCGGACUGGAAAAGGACAAGACGGAGAGCAGCCACGAGACUUUCUGGGAGCGGUGCUGACUCCUGCCGCAUGAGAUGACAGCAAGAGACAGGCCCCAAGAUAGGUACAAGGCUGUCUGGCUGAUCUUCUUCAUCCUUGGCCUGGGAACACUGCUGCCAUGGAAUUUCUUCAUGACUGCCAGGGAGUAUUUCAUCAGCCGCCUUGCGGACCCAGACAUGAAUGUCUGGAACAACACCGAUGAGGCUGCCUUGUCCCCCUCCUACCUGCCGUCCAUGUUUGACAACUUCAUGACUCUCUGCGCCAUGGUGCCCCUCCUCAUCUUCACCUGCCUCAACUCCUUCAUCCACCAGCGGAUUCCCCAGCAGAUCCGCAUCUUGGGCAGCCUGGUGGCCAUUGGGCUGGUGUUUUUAGUCACCGCAAUCAUGGUGAAGGUCGACAUGGAGCCUGUUCCCUUCUUCAUCUUUACCAUGAUCAGCAUCGUCCUCAUCAACUCCUUCGGCGCCAUCCUCCAGAGCAGCCUCUUUGGGCUGGCAGGGCUCCUGCCUGCCAGCUACACAGCUCCUAUCAUGAGUGGGCAGGGCUUGGCGGGCACUUUUGCCGCUUUGGCGAUGAUCUUCAGUAUUGCCAUUGGCGCCCAGCAACCCGAGAGCUUCAUCGGUUACUUCACCACAGCCUGUGUGGCUAUCUUGCUGGCAAUCUUAUCCUACAUCCUUCUGCCUCGCAUGGAUUUCUUCCGAUACUACUCCAUGAAGGACAAGACAGAGUACCAUGUGUGCAAUGCAGAGCUGGAGACCAAGAGAGACUUGAUUAAGAAAGAUGAGCCCAAUGGGAUGGAGCAGAAUAACUCAAAGAUCAUCCCUAUCCACAACCUGGACAAGAAGCCCUCGGUCGUUUCUAUUUUUAAGAAGCUCUGGGUCAUGGCUGUGUCUGUCUGCUUUGUCUUCACUGUCACCAUCGGCGUCUUUCCUUCCAUCACAGCUAAGGUGUCUACUGUCCUCGGAAAGGAAAACAGAUGGGGUCUGUAUUUCAUCCCUGUCUCCUGCUUCCUGCUCUUUAACGUCUUCGACUGGACGGGACGGAGUCUCACUGCCCUCUUCACAUGGCCCGGGAAGGACAGCUUCCUCCUGCCAGUGAUGGUGGCCCUCCGUGUCAUCUUUAUUCCUCUUUUCAUGCUGUGCAAUGUGGAACACCGUGAACACCUGCCUGUCGUAUUCGCUCAUGACGCCUGGUACAUCAUCUUCAUGAUCUUCUUCUCCAUCUCCAAUGGCUACCUGGCCAGCCUUUGCAUGUGCUUCGGGCCCAAGAAAGUGCUUGCCCACGAAGCAGAGACAGCUGGAGCCAUCAUGGCCUUUUUUCUGUCGCUGGGCUUGGCCCUAGGAGCUGCCAUCUCCUUUCUCUUCCGAAUUCUCAUCUAG
Messenger RNA from Pelecanus crispus (Dalmatian pelican), 1500 nucleotides. It is a transcript of the gene SLC29A1, whose product is annotated as solute carrier family 29 member 1 (Augustine blood group). Gene Ontology annotation, cellular component: plasma membrane. The record is from RefSeq and is a predicted model, not a curated record. Lineage: Eukaryota; Metazoa; Chordata; Aves; Pelecaniformes; Pelecanidae. Gene Ontology annotation, biological process: uridine transmembrane transport. Gene Ontology annotation, molecular function: nucleoside transmembrane transporter activity.